Messenger RNA from Danaus chrysippus (African queen), 1275 nucleotides. The record is from the annotation of a GenBank genome assembly. NCBI's taxonomy places the organism in Eukaryota, Metazoa, Arthropoda, Insecta, Lepidoptera, Nymphalidae.
AUGGCGAAAUAUCGUGGAAAAACAUAUUUAGGCUAUGAGGAAGAUGUAAUAACUGACAAAGGUGUAACUCAGUUAAACUACACGAUCAAUAAAAUUGGCGGAACACCAAAUUGGCCACCUCUGGAUAAUGUACAGUUUCCCCUCAAAUGUCCAAGGUGCAGUUUGUACAGAUUACUAGUAGUUCAAUGCUAUGCUCCAUUAGAAGGCUCUGUCUAUCAUAGAACAUUAUAUGUUUUUGCCUGUAUUAAUCCUCACUGUUGGAAUCAAUCUGAAUGUUGGACAUGUGUUAGAAGUCAAAUUAAAGAUGAACCUAAGGACACUAGUGCAGUUGUAUUGAUGCCAUGUAUGGAUACAAAACUCAGUUGGUGUAAGGGUUCUGAUGACUGGGAUGAGAAUGAUAAUGGGGAUUCAACUAAUGGCAAUGUCGUUGACAUGGAUAACAGCCCAAUUAAUAUGCAAAGAAAUUCUGAUGAAGAGGAUGAAAGCAAUUCUUACGACUUAGAAGCUGUUGAACAGGCACUGGGAAAUUUACAAGUUGAUGCUCACAAUGCAAAUUUGUCACCAGUUCAAGGUGCCGUUGGUGCAAUUGGUGCACCCAUACCAGCUGCGGAGUUGGAAGGUGAUGAUGAAUGUGGUCUGGUCAUUGUAGACACACCAACAGCGCCUGCAAACAAUAUGCAGCUCUUAUUUAAUCAAACUGAGGAACUUCCACCAGACAUUCGUAGCAGGCUGUUAUUGGGGCCAAUACAAUUUGUCCCUAAAUAUAUUUAUGUUGAAGAGGAAUGGAAUCAAACAGCACAUGAUGAUGACCAAGUAACAGAUUUGCUCAACAAAUAUAAAAUGGAUAAUGAACUGGAUGCUGGUAUUGGCGACGUUCCCGCCGGAUGUGACGAUGAGACUUAUGAGGAAGCAACACCAUUACAUGGUGAUAGAUUGUUCCACGCUUUCGUUACAAGACUCAAAGCAAAUCCUGGACAAAUUCUUCGAUAUUCUCGUGAUGAAGCACCACUUCUAGGAGCUUCGCUGCCAGUAAAGGAAAGCGCACAUGAAUAUUCUUGUCGGCAGAAUACUUGUACACGUUGCGGUUCAAAACUUAUAUGUGAACUUCAAUUAGUGCCCGGUUUUGCAGAAACUUUAGCUAUUUCUCCAAACAAUAUUUCACUACCACAUUUACACUUUCUCUCAGUUCUCAUAUUCACAUGUUCUCAAAGUUGCUGGCAGCUGUCUGACACAUUGGUUGAAGAAACUGUCAUCUUCCAACCAGAAAUGAUUUAA